Molecule: messenger RNA, 458 nt
Organism: Engraulis encrasicolus (European anchovy)
Lineage: Eukaryota; Metazoa; Chordata; Actinopteri; Clupeiformes; Engraulidae
Product: serine-rich coiled-coil domain-containing protein 2-like
Exons: 5
Biological process (GO): microtubule bundle formation
Cellular component (GO): microtubule cytoskeleton
Molecular function (GO): microtubule binding
Source: RefSeq, a predicted model, not a curated record
ACCCAGACGGGAUGUCCCACUUUGAGCGAUCGGACAGGGGGGGCCGGCAGGGCCACUGGAGGCGGAGACAGCACCGACUAAACGGACCGGACCACUUCCACAAUGACAACAGGCCUGCAUAUGACGGUGGGUGCCGCGUGGGCCCCAGGGUGCUGCAGCCGCCUGCAGUGCGAGGAGAGCACCAGGGGGUGGCGCUAGACGACAUCACACUCAAGCACAUGGCUCAGGACUGCACCUUCGUCAAGAACCAGCUGCUCAAACUUAAGAACCUCCUGCAGAUGGAGGAUGGUGCCGCAAUACCAGAAAUUCCAGAAUCCAGUGAAGACAACAGCGCUCUUCAGUUGCAGGAGUUGACGCGAGAGGUUGCUGAUCUGCGUGAGGAGCUGAGGCGUAAGGAUCGCACCAUCGCCCACCUGUCUCAGCAGCAACACCUUCAGAGACAACAGCACGCAAUGUAG